Zasmidium cellare ATCC 36951 is the source of this 1233-nucleotide messenger RNA. RefSeq lists its product as uncharacterized. The transcript has 3 exons. The coding region runs from base 1 to 1233 and encodes 410 amino acids. Gene Ontology annotation, molecular function: L-ornithine transmembrane transporter activity. Gene Ontology annotation, biological process: mitochondrial L-ornithine transmembrane transport. The record is from RefSeq and is a predicted model, not a curated record. NCBI's taxonomy places the organism in Eukaryota, Fungi, Ascomycota, Dothideomycetes, Mycosphaerellales, Mycosphaerellaceae.
AUGAGCGGCGUCGUGGGCGAUGGCGGAGGGCGGGAUGCAGCGUAUCGUGAGGGAGGGGCGUUGGUUGAGACGAAGCACAAAAAGCGAGAGAAGCACGCGUCGACUGGAGUCCAAACAGCCACUAUACGGGCUCUGAGUGCACGUCUUCUCACCUUCUAUUUUCGAGCGCCCAUCAAAGCAUUCUUCCGACCCAGGAUUGAUUAUAUGGGCUAUGCUAGGGCGAUCAAUCCCAGUGUUCGAGCAGGCGAAGCCUGGUCAUGGAGAAUGACCUCGCCAGCACUAUUAGUGAGUGCCGUGAGACAAUAUGGAUGGGGUUUCCUCCCUAAUCAGGUCCUGCCGCCUCUACUGGCAAACACCGCUGUUGGAGCUGUCCUAUACACAGGGUAUCUUCAAGUGCUUGGCCUGCUACACGAGCCGUCCUCGUAUUCUACCAAGCGUGUAUAUCCACCGCCGCCACCAAGUACUGCUUUCGCUGCCGGAUUUGUGGCUGGGUCUAUCCAAAGCGUCUUAGCCGCACCACUGGAUGCCUUGCAGACACGAUUCCAGUCCACGGAGAUGCUUGAGGGCAAGUACAAGAACAUGUGGCAAUACGGUUGGCAGAAGACUCGAGAAAUCGGUGCACGUGGCAUCUUUGCUGGAUGGACGCUCUCUUUUGUCAGAGACUCUAUUGGUGCCGGUGUGUUCUUCGCAACCUUUGAGACCAUCAAGUCGCAGUGCUUUUACAGCUUCGUAUCGACAUGGUAUGGAGACUGGGGGAAGCUGUCAGACUCUCAGCGAGAAACCAUCACCGCCCAGCGGAGCCACACCGCAGCGCCGCCGGAGAUCACACCUCAUUACAUGGUCGAGCCAACCUUCCUCCUCCUAGCAGGUGCGGCGGCCUCUAUUGCGCAGGCACUGAUCCAUCAUCCAAUCAGCCGCAUCCAAGAAAUUCAUUACGGGCGCCUGGAAUGGAUCGACUCGCACGAUCACCACAAACCCGGCGAGCUGAAGACCAAGGCUUUGAAAUUGUACGCAGCGGCCUACCGGAAGUCAUGGAAACAAUGCCUGGCCAUAGCUCGGCGUGAAGGUGGUUUGCGACGAUGGCUUUAUAAAGAUUUUUUCUUUGCGACUAUCCGUCAAGUACCCAGCACAGCUGCUGGUCUGAUCGUCUUUGAGGUUCUCAGGCGGAAGUACGGUAAUACCGACGAAGCCUUGAGGAUUCCCAAAGAUGGCUACGAAAUCGUUUUGAUAUAA